AUGCAACGAGUAGCACAAAUCCUUGCUGCUAGGCCGGCUUGGGGAGUUUACCACGCCGAAGACUGGGAUCCUCACACCAGGACAAUAUCAGAAUCAUUCGGUAGGCAGCUGCCGGUAACCAGCAGAGGUGAUUUGAGGUAUGAGAAGAAGAAGGGGUUCGGAGCAGAUGCACCCAUCAGCUCUUUGAAUGGCAACAUGUCUUCUGCUAUGCUGUGGCCUUUUGGAAGUAUUCCAAGAUCUUUUACGAUAUGUGCGGUGACACGAUAUGCUGGUUCCAAUAGAAGGAGGAUAAUACAAGGAUCGACGGAUUUCACGUUGGGUCACUACUUCAAUGCAGUCGGUGUAUCACAUUCACAAUCAUGGAUGACACAGAAGCAGCAGGCUUAUUCAAACCCUCUUGAUUGGCUCGUGAUCUGCACGAAGAAUUCCGGGGAAACUCCUGCGAAUGUGAAGGUGUACAUAUGGGAGCAUGGUUUGUCUGCAGACGACAUGGAGGCUUUGGUUUAUUCUUUGAAAUGGUAUCUUUCGCAUGGUAUUGAAUUACGCUAUCUUGAAUCAGUCUUCAACCCUCAAAUAGUCCCUGGAUUUGGAUGUGAUGUACCAGUUUCUUGCCCUUCAGAUUGGGUUUCAGUUCAGAGUGCCCCCGGCGUUCGUAGUCCCAACCCCCAAUCAUACCAUGAAAGGAUAGGAAACGAAGAUGCAGAACUCUGUUACCUGCUCCUGCCAUACCAGGGACUGCAUAAUGUCACAGUAUACAAUCUGUACUUUCCAAGGGAAAUUAUGGCAGCAGUGGUUGUCUUGGGUGGAGGUGGGGGUGGAGCUGCAUUCGGUGGAGGAGGCGGAGGAGGAGGUGUCUUGCUGUCGAGAUCCUUGCACAUCGCGGCUGGCUUUCAUUCUGUAACUGUGGGUAGGGGUGGAGGCGGAGGGGGUUCUGAUUGGGCAGAGCCUGGCUGUGGAGGGAGAGGGUUCUCAAGCUCUUUCGACUCGUUCGUUGCAGAGGGUGGAGGUGGAGGAGCCUCCAGAUCUCUACGUGCACAGGUGAAAUCCAUCGGUCACAACGGUGGGAGCGGGGGGGGAGGCUCGGGAACUCUCAAUGCUGGAUUGAGCACGCAACGCUCUUACGAGGGGUUCCUGGUCUUUGGCAACGAUGGUGGCUCAGGAACUCUAGAAGAUGCUUGCGCAGAAGAACCCCGCUUUUCCCACGGAGGAGGAGGAGGUGCUGGGGCACCUGGUGCCUCUGGACAUUGCUUGCGUGGGGCUGGGGCGGGAGGACGAGGGAUAGACGUCUCACCAUAUGUUGGAAAUCGGAUAGGGCAGGCUGGAUGGAUAGCAGGCGGGGGCGGAGGAGGAGCUCAGAAUAUGAACGAGGGGGAGGGGGAGGGGGAGGGGGAGGACAGAAUAGCGGAGGCUGCGAGGGAGGUUCAGGGGCUGUCGUUCUCGCAAUACGAGGUUCUGCACAGCGAGCUCAUGCUGCUGGUGUCGAACUUGGCCAAUGCCUCCAACUCAUCGGUGGCUGGAGGAUCUAGUUCAUCGAUAUCCAACAUCUCCAACGCAACCUCAGCUCCCUCUAUUCCUUCUGGGAGUGUGCCUACUACAGAUGCAAAGAUUACGCUAUCAAACUACACUGCAGGCGCUAUCACCAAUGCAUUGAUCUCCUUUGCUGUCCCUCCUACAGCGCCGCUUCGAGAAAACUCUUCAUAUUUACUUGUUUUGCAGUUUCCAAGGACAUUUCGAGUAUGCUCCACCACAACGAGACUGGGAACUAUCUUGAUUCCGGCUUCAGAUUCCAGCAGUCAAGUCCGUAUAGAAAAGGUUCAGGACGUUAGUAAUCUGCAAGGAUAUUAUCUUCCAUGGUUGAAUUAUUCUCUAUUUCAACCCGACAAUACGGCAUUUUCAAGUGUCAUGUACUUUAAUCUUAGUGGAUCUACAAGCACAAACUCUACACAGUUCAUCCAAUUUUCCAUCCAAGGACUUCAGAAUGGACUCUACUCAGGACUCUUUAAACCAAGUUAUGAACAACGGGAUUUCUUCGGACUCUUUGUCUUCGAAUACCAUCCUUAUCUGAACUGUCCAGGCUGCAUACAGAUCAUGUUUUAUCAACAAGGAAUUAAUGAUCCUUCAUACCCAAAUGCGAUUCCACUUUACUUUGUUCCGAAUUCAUUCAUCAAUGUUUCAACACGACUUGAAGGGCUGAAUCUAUACAUCCAGUUUCAGUCAUCGAGCUGGAUUCCUGGCAACGGACGUCUGGAGCUCAAUUUGUCUGAGGGUGUUGCCUUUGGCACAUCUCAUGAAAGCAAUAACAUCUUGUCUUAUGCUCCUUCAUAUUGUCCGUCAGAGAGCAUAGCGACGCUGGGUUGUGCCAUUCAAGGGAUUGCUAAGUACAGCAACAAGAACCUCACUGUAACAUUGAACAACGCCUUGGACAUUGCAGUUGAUUCAACUCUUCUUUUGAAUCUCACAGGUGUUGAGACCUUCCUGCCACAUACCUGUUCUCUCCCUGGUCCAAGACAAUUUUGCAGUACGUCUCCAAUAUCAAUACGAGUGUACGAGUCCCCAGCAGCUACGAAGAAUUUUCUUGUUGGACAGGCCUAUUUGAAGUUGGGUCCGUACAAUGCUUCGGGAAAAGUUGAAAUCUGGCCAAACGUUGCUGGAGCACAGAACGUCUCUAUGAAUUUUUCGGUGGUUUUGACCAAUCCUUACUUCGGCGGUGAUCUCAUAAGAGUGUGUGUCCCCAGAUAUCUGCUAGAUGUGACAUCAUCCGCAAAUAUAUUGUGUCGAGCCCCUUUCGAUCUCGAUUUGAAAGUCUUCAAGUCAAUUGACUUCUCUUGCUUGAAUAUCGUGAAUCUGAAGCAGAAUUUCUCUAGUAGAAAGUUAGAUUUCUAUUGCUCUGGUUUCGGUUUGAGAAACAACAGUGGACCAAUCUUCGACAAAAUAAUGGUUGAAACAUUUUCUGAGGGGGUUUACCCAAUCGACAAGGGCUACCUUCCUGUAGUUCCCGAUCACGUCAAGUUUGUCGAACUUCAACUGGAUCUGAGGGUCAACACCUGGAUUUUUAACCUGACUAUCAAUGGUCCCAAGGCUGAAAGUCUAAACUACACACUCAUAUCCUCUCUUGAAAAUAGAACGAUGGCUGGGAAAAAGAUAGUAUCGAUCGAGUUCGAUCCCUGUUAUGACAUUCGAGGAGUGCAUCUUUCCGUGUCUAAUUUUUUUGGAUUUGAUUUGUCGUUUCCAAUCUACCGAGAUCACAUCUGGGAAUGGAAUUUCACAGAUACUGACAUCUUUCCAUUGGCAUUUAAUGUUGUCAUUCAGAGCAACACUGUUGUGGGAUAUCUGCAGAGUUCCAAACCGAGUGAAUCUCGGAAUUCUGUAUUUAUGCUCCAUGCCUGCAAAGAAUAUUCAUUCACCGAUUGUCUUCGACCAUGUGGUGAACCAAUACUCUUUUGUGCUGAGUUAACCACGAACUUUGAAAAUUGUACCUGCGUGAUGAAGGGGGUUGGCAACAAUUCCAACUUUUCGUUCUUGAACUUGGAUAACCUGAGUAUUGCUUUUGCAAACGUUCAAAACCCAGGCACUCUUCAAAAGAAUAUAAGAACUUUCAACAUGAGUAUCUAUGAUAAUCUUGGAAGGAUCCAAAAUAGUUCAGAAUUUCAGUUGCCAUCAACUACUUUUUCGAAUUUGCCUGGUGCCUUGUUCAGCGUUGUCCCGGCGGAGGCAAAAGUUCUCUCGACGAUUGAAUUUUCUGGUUUUGCUGUUGGCAGGUGCUUUGCGGGAUCCAUAUCAAUCUUUAUCCCUGAUUCAUUUACCCUUUACAACAAGUCGAUUGCAUUCUUACAAACUGCUUUCAACCUAUCAAAAACGAAUGUUGAUAAGCGGAUUCAACUCCAAUUCAAGCCAGAAUUGUAUGUGCCAUUCAAGGAAUACUUGAUUGCAAGAGGGAGAUUGUAUGAUGUCAUGACAGAGUAUUGGAGCCUUGCAAAUGAGCGAGUUGUUCAAUUUCAGAUGCGACUGGAAGAAACAAUUAUGAAUCAAUCUAUUAUUGUCGGUCCAGAUUUCGACGAGAUUUCAUUUGUGAUUCCGAAUAUCUUGCUGUCAUAUUUCGAACGAGAGGUUGGCGUUGUCACAUUAGAAUUGCAACAGAUGGAAUCCCAUAAUAUCAAAAUUUUGAAUCGCACAUAUUACAACAUUAGUGAAAUCAUUGCGCCGUACAUUGUGAAGUCAGCCAUCUUGGAGUUUGUUCCUUCUGUGAUCAAUCAAUCGUACAUUCAAACUUCUUUGGAGAUAAACACCUAUGCGCUUGUCGAAGUGCUUCUCAUUGGUGUGUACAACCCACCAACUUCUGGGCGCCUGAACAAACUUGCCUUCUCGGUAGCUGACCAAAUGUUCUCGAACUACAGCACAAGUGUACUUGAGAAUAUAUUGACGACUCCAGGGAAUAUUUUGGAUCCCUCCAUGAACCUGUCAAACCAUUAUCCUGGUCAAGUCGUUGAAAUGAUCUUGAAAUUUACUGUUUCGAAUUCGAUCCCUCUACAUGGACAACUGGAUAUUCAGCUGCAAGAUAUAAACAUAAAUGCAAAUGCCUUGCAGCUUCGAGAAGCAUUCUUUCAAGACGUGUUUGGGACAAGGCGUUUUUUCAUUGGAAAUCUUACACAGCUUGGACAGAAUAUUUCAAUUACAAUUACAAGUUUCCCUCAAAAUGAGAUCGGAACGAACCUUCCUCAAGGAAUUCAAUCAUUCAGUGGAGCAGCCAAUUCUCAAGUGAUUCCUUCAUUCAGCAACGUCACGCUCCGUCUUGACGGCUUGGAAACGUUGCCAUACGUUUCUCGAGUCUUUUUUUCCAUCCAAACAAAGCAGUACUUUGGUGAUUACAUUGACAUAGUACAUAAUGUAGCAGGCUCUCAAAUAGUGCCAGGAAUUGUUGAAGGAAACUUCCAGCUUCAGAUGCCAUAUGUUUCAAUUUUCACUCCUUUUGCUCUACACCUAUUUCCGUCGAUCGAUUUUGUUUGCGGCUACUCCAUUACAAUACAGUUUCCUCCCUCAAUCCAAAACGUAAUGUUUACUAACUACAGCAACAUUCUUGGAAUUAUGUGCAAUGUGACAGUAAAUCAGUCAAAUCCACAAACAUUUUACAUAAAUUCGUACAGACGAAUGGAAUCGACUUACUCAAGCAAUCAAACAAUUUUAUUCAAAAAUUUGUCUUUAAUCGGUUAUCUCAAAACGCCAAAUGUGUCUGGAACAUACAACAACAUCAACAUUUCAGUGCUGAGUAGCAAUGGAAUCCCGAUUGACUUAGGACAGGGCACAUUAAGUGUAAACUAUUCAAAAUUUACUUCUGUUAGAAUGUACGCAAGGUACGACUUUUAUCGUGGAGGAUUAUCUGCAGAUACCCUAGGAUCAAACUUCCUGACGAUUUCUAUUCGACCAUCGGUGCCCAUUCUUGGCAAAGUUUUGCUGAUCCUAGAGCUUCCGAUUUGGCUGGCAGCAUCCAAUCCAAAGCUACUUCAAUGCAACUUUGGUCGAUGCAUCCACUCUCUGACUCCACUGAACAGUACGACGAAUUCAUUGCCUUUCAACGCAUCUCAGAGCUUCUUCCAACUCGUGGAAUUGACUUAUGAUCCUAGAGUCAACAUCAGCAUAGGCUUCACCUUGAAGUCGUUCUUCAUACCUUCCCGCUAUGUUCUCCCUGAGCAGUUCUUUGAGAUUGCCUUUGGAAUAGCGGACCAAGAGUACAACCUGAUACAAGUUGGCACAGCAAGGCUGAACUUGUCCCAAUCAAGACUACAGAGGGUUCCGGUGCUGACGGCAGUUGAUUACUUGCCACCCCAGCUUUGGAAUAAGUCGACCUGCACGCUUCCGAAUGCUGCUUUCUGGCUAAACAAUUUCACUGUGAAUGAAUCUUCCUUCUUUCAAGUAUUCUCGUUCAUGACAAAUCAAGAAAUUCCAAUUUACGGAUUUGCUCGAAUUGUGAUCCCUUUGAAUCAAUUACGCUUGCUGAAUCUAUCAACCAUUUCGUUCAAUUCAACAUCAAUGGUAAAUUACAGAUCAUGCUCGUAUCCGCUUCGAACUAGAUGUGAGGAAAAUUUUGGAGAAGCGAAUUACUCGUUCACAAAUUACUCGCUCAACAAAGGACUUGAAAUUUCCAUCCAAUUUUUUUCUGAGAUUCCAAACGAUUCAAUUGUGGAUAUCUUCAAUCUGAGCCAGCCAUUUCCCUUCGUCAAUCCAAUAUACUCUCAACUUUUCUCAGGAAAUUUCUCUGUCUACACUGUCGACAACGUUUUUAAUCUCAUUGAUACCAGUGAGAACUUUGUACCACAAUAUUGCCAAUUCUCAAAUCGUUACACACUCACCUUCACAGAAAUUUUAAAUGUUUACCUUUGGGAUGAACGAGCAAGCUCUCAGCAGUAUGAUCAGCUCUAUGUUCGCAAUGGGUACCUAGGCGGAAAAGGAGGCUUCUAUUUCAACCUAUCUUUUCAAACUGGAAUUCGAACCAAUGAAAAAAUUGUGAUUUCCUUCCCAAGAGACUUCAAGAUCAAUCAGUCAAAUCUCGCUUUCUUUGACAACUGCCUAUUGACUUUACAAGGCAAUUGUAAGACUCCUGAUUUCAAGAAGAAGGUGCCACCACCGAAUUGCACCAACACCUCCUACACUUGCUCCAACUGGAUAGAUGUAUUCCCUUCUAUUUGCAAGCAAAACUGUACGCAAUACCAAUCCAUCGGGAAUCGUUCAUGCACUAACUUCACGUUGCAAAAUGGAACAGUUGCAACCUUGUGUACCUCGAUCGUCACGAAUUACAGUUCAUGUGCGAUCCCGUACUUUUUUGUGAACGGAUCUGUUUCAAAACUGUGUCACAACAUCUCAUUUUGUAAGAGUACUUCCUUUUGCUCCCAAGAGAUAGUCACUACCAACGUGUCGAUAUGUACGAAUUGGACGUACUCCAAUUCCUCCAACGCUUCACAGGUGUGUAACAGCUGGUCGCAAGUGAAUCGUUCGACAACUGUACAGCGUUGCACGUUGACGUUGAACACAUCUUGCACUUGGUCUUCGAGGUGCUUCGACAACACAAGCAAUACGACAUGCCAGAACAAGUCUUUAUGCACCCAAUGGGAUGAGACUAACAUUACUUACCCUUGCCCUGAGAAUUCUUCUCAGUGCCUUUAUGGACCGCUUGAAUCAUUUAAUUACACCUGGGGACUUGUCGAGAUUCCACCCAGGAGCACAAACCCACCUGAUCGGUACAAUUAUUCUCUGAGACAAGCCAUUGUAAUCACUUAUUAUGGUAACUUGACGCUCAAAGGUUUCUCGUUCAGUCUUGAUGUUUCAAACCCGCUCUACGGAUUAGGAUAUCCUCCAGAUAUACAUGAUCGAUACUCAUACUUGGUGGUGUUGAAAGGUUUUGAUAUUGCUGGAAUGUAUAGCUUUGGCGUUCAGGAGAGAAUAGAGUUUCAAAUUCUUGUUCUUCCUCAGUUGCUUAACGUUACAAGCUUGUCGCAGAAUACAACAGCAGGGGCUCUUGCUGAGGUUAGGUUUUCUUUGAAUGCCUUGGAAUUCCUCUGGCCGAAUUCACCACAAUUAACCAUGCUAUUUCCAGCUGGAAGUUAUAGUACUAGGUACAGACUAAACACCAAUCCUGGAGCCGUGAUGUACUUAGAGACGUUUGCAAGCUUUAGCCAAGCGAUCAAUUUAUCCGUCCAAGUUUUCAAUCCUUUUCCUCAUCCCACAAUUAUCCAAAGUGGAGUAUACACUAACCCGUCAUUAACGAAUUCCACUAGUCCUCAGCUGUGCGUCAAUUUGAAUUAUUCGUGCUCGGACUGUUUGGCGCCAGCAAAGUCGUAUUCGUAUCAACAGCAAUAUCUGCUGAUGGACCUGUCGCAUGUUGUCAGCAAUGCACAAAUUAAUACGACCCUGAAUGCACUGACGGUCACAGUACAUGAUAUUGGAAAUCCACUGGAAGCAAAUAUUCUCCCUGGAUAUUUCGAUUUUACUAUAUCGGGGGAGUUCUUUAAUCAGAGGCAAAUCAUAGCUAGAGCCUUUGGUAUUCCUGCAGAGCGAACGACUGUGGGAAUUCUGACAGUGGAUCAAGUUGAUUUGAUAGAGAAUGUUGUGAAUAGAGAAACCAGGGUGAAUGUAACAAUUUCUUUGUAUGGUGUUCUGGCGAACGAAAGCUACCUUGAAUUCAGAUUAAGUCCACAAUUUCCGUUGUACUUGCGCAAUGGUACCUUCGUUACCUUUCUGUUCUUACAGUACGAGAUACAGAUUGUAAAUUACAAUCAAGACAUACUGCAAAUUUUCCUGUCUGAUUCUCAGUUGACGGAGAUGUACAAAGCCAUGGAGUACAACGACGCCAUUCAAUCAAAGAUCAGCGUAUCCUUCUGUUGUUUGCAAAACCCUCCCCAUUAUGGAUUUUACAAUGUUAUUCAAGAAAUUAGAGCAAUUUCAAACACAUCGUAUCUUGCAGAAUUCCAAGGCAACUCUUCCGUGAAAAAUAGAUUAUUAGAAGACUAUCGUACGAUGAAUAUUCAAUUGUUGAUCAAUUUGGAAAACAAAUCCUCGUUUGGCAAAGGUGGAAUCUCCGUGACCAUCAAAUUCAAUCAAACAAUCUAUGCAGAUAGUAUUGUCAGUGUUUCUUUUCCUGUGUCUCCAUUCAGUCCCUAUCAGCAAUACUCCAAUGUAUUUUACGACGUCCAAACUUUGAGACAAUUCUCCGUUUUUGCUCAUCUCAAUCAGUCGGUGGAGUCAACAUGCCAGAAAUACUUAGUUUCCAACUGCCUCGAUCCGGUUGCUGCAAACAUUAGCAUCGUGGAAAGCAAUGAUCCAGGCACUCUGUCUUUUCGUUUUGGAUCGGAUGUCCAUCCUUGCCAAGGAAAUUGCUCUAAUUCUAGUAGUGGCUUGAUCGCAAUGUCAAUUGAUGGCAAACUUCAGAAUCCUCGACGUCCUGAGUCAAAUUUCCGCUUGAAUGCUUCAUUAUAUUUGAAGAAUCCAUUCAAAGUACAGUUUCUCUCUCCUUUCAAGAAUCUUAUGGAAAUUCAUUUCCUCACUGGACCACUAACCAUAGAAGCCUUUAAAGCACCUUUCACAUCCCUUUACUCAAGCAGUCGAUUGGCAGGAUCGAUCACAUGGCUUGAGAUUGAAUACAGAACAAUAUCUGGCAUGCAAGCUAACACCAAAGACUAUAUAGAAGUAACACUUCCGAAAGGGUACAAGGCAUUGAUGAGCACUACCGUUUUCAACUCGAAUGCCGUUCAAAAAUUUUAUCCUGGCUCAAUAUCUUGUUUGAAGACUCCGAUAUACGCUGAAUGUAUCAGUUUUGAUAAUCGGAGCUUCGGAUCGUUGAACAUUAGUACCCAAGUCCUAGGUCACACUCGGGGAAUUUAUGGAACUUUGCAAUUGACGAAAGCAUCCAACAAUUCCCUUAUAUUCGAGCGUUGCUCCAACAACUUUGAUGUUCCCUUUAACACAACGAUUCUGUUUCGAUUUGGUCCAGUCGUGAAUCCUUUGCCUGCAAGUAUCAGCUAUUCUGGGAAGACUGUUCCUGGAGGAAAUUUUGCUAUUCAACUCAAGGAUCAAAAUGAUUUCCUGAUCGAAUACGCACAAAUAGCCGCUCCCCCGAUAUAUCCUGAUAUACUCCCUAACGUUAAUCUGUCUGGAAAGGUUUUCAGACUCAACGGAUCUCGAUCGAGUUCGAUAGCAAGCUUUGAGGUUUCUUUCUUGAGCACAUUUGACCUGUUCGUCGAUUAUGAAAUCCACGUGAUGCUACCACAAGGAUAUUUUGUGGAUGUCUUAUCGUUCAACUACACUUUAUAUCAAAUGUCUGAUGUGAUACAACAAGGAUACUUUCUCCGUAUUUCUCCGCAUCAAGCUUAA
This is a messenger RNA of Guillardia theta CCMP2712, 9858 nucleotides long. RefSeq lists its product as hypothetical. The record is from RefSeq and is a predicted model, not a curated record. NCBI's taxonomy places the organism in Eukaryota, Cryptophyceae, Pyrenomonadales, Geminigeraceae. The coding region runs from base 1 to 9858 and encodes 3285 amino acids. The transcript is spliced from 10 exons.